GCGCCGGGCUCCACGGCCGCCGGCGGGGCCGAGCUGCGCGUGGGCGAGCUGUGCCUCGUGGAGCUGGGCGGCCGCUGGCACCGCUGCCGCGUGCUGAGCCGCCGGGAGCGCGAUUACCGCGUCUUCCUGCUCGAUGAGGGCCGCGCCACCCCCGCUGCCGCCUACUACCUGGCGCGGGGCCCCGAGGAGCUCUUCUGUCUGCCGCCCGAGGCGCUGGGCUGCAUCGUGGCCGACGUGGUGCUCGUCGGAGGUGGGGAGCUGCAAGGUGCCACGUGUGCCGUGAGGGCUGCGGAGUUCCUCACUUGCCUGCAUGGCAGGGAGGUGUCGGGCCUGGUGCGGGAGGUGAUGGUGCCGCAGCACCUCGUGGUGCUCGAGCUGCCCCAGCUCGCAGCCCAGAUGCACCACCUGGGCCUGGCCAAACUGGUCACCUCCAGCUGGUUCUGCCUGCUGCUCAAGCGCUGUCUGGCCCACAUCUGCUUUCAUGGCCAGCUCAAACCACAGCCUGUGGUGCCCCAGCUCCCCCACGUCUUCCCUUCGGGUCAGCCUSUGUCGCCGGUCAUGGAUUACUUCUACCCACAGCUUCAGCUGGGAGUGACUGAGCCAGUKCUAGUGACCCAGGUCUCCAACCCACACCACAUGUAUUGCCAGUUGCGGAGCCUGUCGCAGGAGAUCCAUCGCAUUUCUGAUACCAUGCACCAGGUGUUUGACGGAGCUGCUUGUGAGCAGGGAAUACCUCCCAAACUGGGCUCGCCCUGUGCCGCCCGUGGCAUCAGUGGCCACUGGUACCGAGCCCUCCUGUUGGAGGUUGUCGUGAGGGAGAGGGACCAGCAAGUGGCCCAGGUGAUCUUUGUGGACUACGGCAGGAAGGAGUUUGUGACGGCCGCUAACCUGCGUCAUUUACCUGCUGAGUGUUUUCGCAUGCCUGUUGUGACUUACCCGUGUGCCCUUCGGGGUAUCUCACAUGGAGGUCAUGGCUGGUCCCCGUCUCAGAUCAGCGAACUGAAGGCCUUGUUGUUAGGCAAGCGGGUGAAUGCUCACAUCGAAACAUUUAACUCCUUCGAGCACCUCUAUUAUGUGAGUCUGUAUGGUGACGAUGGCAUGAACUUGAACAGUCUCUUCGGGGUGCAGGCUCGUUGUCUGGCGAGCAGCCUAAGGCAAAUCAGGCAAACUGAGACUCGUGAGCAGGUGGGAGUAGAGGAUGAUAUGGGCUCACCACCAGGAGCACCUUGUGCUGCUUUAAUGCACAGACAUUUGGYAUCUGUUCCUAUAGUUGGUGUGCGUUUGAAGUCAGGUAUGUUCUAUGACGCUCAGAUAUCCCAUCUCCUAGAUCCAUCUGAGUUCUGGUUGCAGCUCCAGGAGCAUCAGCAGCUCUUGAGCCAGCUUACACAGAAUAUGUGGAAUUUUUACUCCCAAGCCACAAACUGGGAUAACGUUAUGCAGGACUUGCAGCCUGGAUCCCUUUGUACUACCAGGAAAAAUGGUGCCUUUCAUCGAGCUGUGAUCACCAGGAUGCUGGGCAAUGUUGCAGAAAUACAUCUGGUAGACAGAGGCAACAUGGAAACYGUGGACUAUGGUGAGGUAAAGCAGCUGCUCCCCAAGUUCAGGGAACUACCUGCGUUAGCUCUGAAGUGCUGUUUGGCAGGCGCCUCCCCUCUGAGGGGCAGCUGGAGUGAAGAAUCUGUGUCUGCCUUCAGAAAGAUUGUGCUGAACAAAGUGUUAAAGAUCUGUGUUUUAGGCACACAGGGUGAUAAAUAUGUGGUUGAAAUUCAUGAUCAGUCCCAAUUAGGAGAAAAAAGUGUAAGUAAAAUCAUGACCCACGGAGGAUAUGCAAAAUGCCAGAGGUCUGAGAUACCUGAGAUGCCCCAAAAAUCAUCAGAUCAGGUUGCAAGGCAAGAUUCAUCUUCAGGAUGUGAUGGGGUGGAAAAGCAAAUAAGUAUGGCAGAAAGGCUCAGAGGAGAAUCUGAUCUAAAGAGAAAUGGUAGAGCAUUAAAUCCAUAUAUGACUGUGGYCCGAGGUGGUUCUGUUGCCCUUCACAGUUCAAAAACUAGUGACUGUGUUCCUGCUGAGGAAAAAUGUGAGGGCCCACAAAGCCCACCUGCCUGUCUUGCACAGAAUUACCUGGAGCUGAAGCCAGGUUCUUAUGGAGGGCAAUUGGAAGUUGGAAGUACAGUUAAUGUAGUUGUAUCCUACGUUGAAAGUCCUGGUUAUUUUUGGUGUCAGUUAAGUAGAAAUUGUCAAGACCUUAAGACGCUAAUGACUGAAAUUCAGGAGUAUUGUAAGAAUUCAUCUCAGCCACACAUCUGGCCAAAUCCUGUGUGUUUAGCCCAGUAUUCAGAGGAUGAAAAAUGGUACAGAGCUCUAAUUGUUAGUGAAUUUACUUCUGCAAAACAAGUAGAAGUAAUAUAUGUUGACUAUGGCAACAGAGAGUUAGUCUCUAGAGCAAAUCUCCGCUCAAUAAAUGAAAAGUUUCUUAACCUAAAGGCUCAGGCUUUCAGGUGCAGCCUUUACAACUUAAUCCAACCGAAUGGUCUGGAUCCAUUUGUUUGGGAUGAAAAAGCAAUUCUGGCAUUUCAGGAGUUUAUCGAUGCCUCAUCAUGUCAGUUGGAGCUGAAGUGUACAAUAUUUGCCUUGGCUUCGAUAAACAAUAAAGAACUGUUUAAUAUUGUGGACUUAAUGACACCUUUUCAGAGUGCUUGCCACUUUUUGAUGGGAAAAGGUUUGGCUAGACCUUUAUCACCUCAGAAACCUCUGGCAUCCUCUGUUCAGCUUCAUUCUUACUAUUAUUCUAUGCAUGAUAUCAAAAUUGGGAGUGAGGAAGACAUCUAUAUUACGCAUGUGGAUGAUCCAUGGAAAUUUUACUGCCAGCUUGCAAGGUGUACGGAUGUCUUGGCAAAGCUUGCAGAAAACAUUGGUCAUCUGAGUAAAAUAGUGACUGCCUCAAAAACCUUGCAGAACCCUGGAAACUUGUGUCUUGCAAGGUAUAGUGACAAUCUCUGGUAUAGGGGAGUAGUUAACAAAACAAAACCCAACAGAGAGGUCUUCUUUGUGGAUUUUGGGAACACAGAGCUGGUAAAGAAAGAAGAUUUGCUUCCUAUACCCAGUGGUGCUUAUGAUGUCUUGCUUUUGCCAAUGCAGGCCAUCAAGUGUUCUUUAUCUGAUAUAUCUACUGUUCCAGAAGAAGCUACGCUGUGGUUUAAACAAGCUGUCCUAGAAAGGCGAUUGAAGGCAGUAGUGGUAGCAAAGGAGUCUGAUGGCAAACUGCUGAUUGAGCUGUUUGAUGGUAAUACUCAAAUCAAUGCAAAAUUGAAGGAGGGGGUAAGAUUGGCGAACAAUGCAGAACUGAGUAGGCAUGUGGAAAGUGAAGCGUUGGGUUCUAGAAAGAGAGAUGGGAAAGAGAGGAAUGGAAUGGCAGAGUUGUCAUCUUCGUGUUCUGGAAGGCUUCCUGAAAGAAAAAAAGGGAGCCCUGAAGCCCAAGGAGGAGAGGGGAGUAGAAAAACGCACUUCAAAGAAAAAGAUAAAAUGCUCUUCCAGAGUGUUAAAAAGAGGGAACAAGCACCUGAAUUAGUGAACCCUGAAAAGCAGAGCAGUAAUAAAGAUGCUCUGUUACUAAGUACAGUGGAGAAAAGAAACGGCUCUUCUCCUGUCAGAAAAGAUAAAUCAUCAUAUGUUAAAUCUCAUACUGAAAGCCAAUGUAUAACAUUCAGAAACAUAUCUGAUCUACCUCAGAAGAAUAUAACGCCAGCUCUUAAAGUGCUCGUAUAUGUUUCUCAUGUGAAUGAUCCUUCAGAUUUUUAUGUUCAGUUGGCAAGUGAUGAGUCUCAACUUAAUGGUAUUUCAGAAAGCUUAAACAGUAAGAYAAGGGUGGAGAACCCUUGUGGGCAGCUCUUGAGAGCAGGAGACUUAAUCAGUGCUGUUUAUUCAGAAGACAGCUUAUGGUAUAGAGCUGUAAUAAAAGAUAAGUCUUCUGAUAAUUUGAUAAGUGUACAAUAUAUUGAUUAUGGUAAUACCUCAGUAAUUAAUGUUGGUCAAGUAUGUAGACUCCCUAAAGACGCAUCAUCUAUUCCAGCAAUGGGUAUUCACUGCUUCCUAGGUGGACUUAAAGAGGAAAAACCUGCAAAUUGGUCAGAGAAAGGAAAGUUUGACUUCUCCCAGAGAACGAGUGAAGUUCAGAUAACAUGUGAAUUUGUACAGAAAGUUGAGGAUAAAUGGGAAGUUAUCCUCAGUGACAAUGAAGGUAUAAUAACGGUGGAGUUAGUUAAUGAAAAUCUUCCAAGYGGGGAAAAAUCUCUUUCUACAGAAGUACUUGACAAAAGAGAAAAUGGUGUUGAAAUGGUGAAUGUGUAUGAGCCUUUGCCUCCUAAUGAGCAAAAUGAAAUUUCCAGUGUAAAUGGUUCUGAAUCAUUUAUCUGGAGGAUACCAGAGGCAGGUCAAACUGUAGAAAUUUAUGUCACAGUAGUAAAGGGUCCUGAGUAUUUCUGGAGUCAGUAUGCUGAUGCAGAAAACCUAAAAUACAUAGAGGAAAAAAUAAAGGAAGCUGAAAAUCUUGGACUAAAUUCCAUGGAUGGUUUCAGAUCUUGUGUUAAAGUGGGUGAUGUUUGUAUAGCAAAGUGCAGGGAAGAUGGGAAGCUCUACAGAGCGAAAGUCAGCGAUAUAAAAGGUGAUAAUUUAGUUGUUAGAUAUGUGGAUUAUGGAACUGAGGAAACAGUUAACAUGGAGAUGGUCAUACAGAUGCCAAGUGAAUUGCUCAAAAUACCUAAUCAAGCAUUUUUGUGCUGUCUGUCUGGAUUUAAUUCGUCUGAGGGCUCCUGGCUUAGUGAAGCAGAAGUUAAGUUCUGUGAAAUGACUGUAGAACUGUUACUGGAAGCUAAAGUAAUAGAAACUCGGGAGGAUGGAGCUUCUGAAGUUCCUCUGUCUGUUGUUGAGCUGGAAACUUGUGGGAAGAGUAUUAAUGAAGACAUGAAAUGUUUUUGGAGGACCAGUACAGGAGGUGGUGACACAGCUUUCUUAAACCUUGAGAAAUCUUUAGAGGAGAACACAGGAUCAAAUAAUAAUAUGGAUCUUUGUUUUGAAAAAGAAACUGUUGCUGCUUGUGGAGCACUCCAGGAAGAAAGUCAAAGUGKAUAUGUCUUGGGUGCAGCUUCUGUGUGUUCAGAUGAUGUAGAGGCAAAUAUAAAAGUGGAAGUUGAAGAAUGCCUGUCUGUGAAAGCUGYUAGUGAAUGUAAAACAGCUGAGCAUCAAAACAGCUUUGAUAAAGAGACUUCUGGAUUUGAAAAAGAGAGUGAUGAAGAUAUGUCACUGGAACCAGCAGAAUGCUGCUCUUUGUGUGUUUUGGGAAGUGAUGUGAAGGCUGUAGAACAAGAGCUACCUGAGGUACCACUUGCAGAUGAUGCUGAACUGAAAGCAGGACUGACGGGCUCUGCUUCAGCAGUCAGUCCUUUGGAAAAUAAACAAGAAGAGCUGCUAGGAUGGCCCAUGCUCCAGAUGCAGCCUUCCAUGGGGGAUGAAACAGGGUCAUUACUGGAACUGGAGCAAUUACAAAUGGACUCCCCGUACGAUGAUCUAAAAGAGUUCAUGUUGGAGCUGGGGCCGUUUUCAGUGCUAUCCUCACCUAGGAACAAGAUAAAGGAGGCUCUGGAGAUGGACUCAGCUGCAACGUGGACACCUCCAGGCAGGGAAGCAAAAGAGGAGAUGCUGGAGCUGGAAUCAUUGGAAGUGCCACGCUCAAAUGAUGAGACAGGGGAAUUGGCAGCUGUGAAAACUUCAGAAAUAACACCACCACCAUCUUGUGAGAGAGAGAAGUUGGCGCCUCCCGUUAGCAAUGGAGAGAAAACCUUAGAACUAUUUCCAUCCGAUCCACAGCUUUCUUUGGGAGAUAAGACACAAGCACUGGAAUUGGAUUUGCCUGUGGUUCAUGAAGUGGAAGCUCUGCAAAAUGAUUGGAUGGAAGUAGAUCCUGCCCUGAUGUUGCCGUCUUUUGGUGGUGGAGCUGAGAAACAACUGGAACUAGAGACCCAUGACAUCCAGUCAGUGUUUGGUGUGGAAAUUAAACAGCUUCUCGAGUUGGUGCUGCCUGCUGUGCAGCCUCCUCAGGAGGAUGGAGAUGAGGACUUGCUAGGGCUGGAACACAGCAAGUUGCUGACUUGUGCAAAGAGCAGAAGUCAGUUUUCAUUCCUUAGAACAGACCCGAUGAAUCGGAGACCUGUUUGCACUGCAAAAUCAUGUGGCUGCAAAAUUGAGAAAUGCAACGAAUGGCAAAAAAAGGAAGAUGGCAGUUCAGUGGAGGACUGGAUGAAACGAGACUUGUCUACUGCUUUAAAAGAAUGUGAAAGUGAACUUCUAAAUGAACAGGCUUUUGAAUGUAAGCCUGUGGGUGAAGAAAUAAGAAAAAAGCAAAAGGAAAACUUGGCUGUCUGCCAUGCAGAAGACAGUGAAUACACUUGUAAUCUAAAGGGCUUUGCCAUUGGUUCCAAGUGCAUGGUGUGGACGGCUCUGAAGUGGUGUGAGGCUCGCAUUUUGGAGGUGUCUGAAAAAGGUACCAGGGUUUUGAAUCUUUCCAGUGGCAGCGAGGAGCUUGUGGAUCCUGAGAACGUGUGGAAUGGUAUUCCUGACUGGGCUUGCAGACCAUCUGAGGCAGUUGCCAAUGCAACAGGUAACUUGGAGUCCUUAGUAGAGGAGUCAAAACUACAAGAAAAGCAAACUGGCUGCAGUUCAGAUUUAGCUGAAGAUCCUCGUGUUCUUUAGCGGUCCUGAAACUGAGUGGCAUGUUCAGCACACUGGUGGACAAGUACCUCUCUACACAUKCAUUCCUACAGAAAUGCAUUUUCUCAGGAAAGCAAUAACGUUCUGAAUGUUCUUUGCAUAACUGAACAAAUGCCUGUCACUAGCAUACUUCUGUCAAAAAAAUAGUGCUUGUUGAUGGAUCACUGUUGUCAGGUCAGCAUCUUAACAAAGCUGGCCUGUCUUUACUCAAGUGUGAGAAUGUAGCCUUUGACUGGUAUUUCUUACUGAAUGUUUUUGUGUACUGACUUUAUGUGGGCUGUCCUUGAACAAGGGUUUCUUGUGAGCUAUGGUAUGGGCUCCUGUGUUGCACASAACUGCUUACUGGUGUUCACUUUCUGAAAAGUUGUGUUGUGUUAAUGAUUUUUUUUCUUAAAGAAAAGCUAAGGGUACUUUUUGGUCCCUUCGGAGGAAAAAAAGUUAUUUUGGUUUGAAGUCUUCAACUYGGUGCUCUCCUUAAGCAAUGGAAGGAGCUAGAAUAAAGCUUGUGCUGACAUAUGCUGUCCAUUUUUAUUAAUGACUCUUCCCCUUUCUGUAUGUCUGUGCCCACGUGCUGUGUCUUCAGCUCUACUCCAAUAGCUGCAUAUCUUGCAGUUACUAGUUCUGCUUUGACCCUAAACAAUCC
Messenger RNA from Nothoprocta perdicaria, 7402 nucleotides. It is a transcript of the gene TDRD6, whose product is annotated as tudor domain containing 6. The record is from RefSeq and is a predicted model, not a curated record. NCBI's taxonomy places the organism in Eukaryota, Metazoa, Chordata, Aves, Tinamiformes, Tinamidae. The transcript has 5 exons. The annotation marks the transcript as partial.